AUGCAGAUCCUGGUUGGCGUGUUGUUGGGGGUUCACAUUGCGCAGUUCGUUCUUCGACGAGUGGAAGAGACCUUUUGUGAGGGAGAAUACUACACAUGCCAGGCGACAUCGUUCGCGAUCGGCACCGCAUCGUUGAUCUUUGCGGCUGUUCUUCACCACUAUGAACAUCUCCGUUCUCGCUCGGCGUCCGCUGUACUAUUUUUUUACUGGCUUUUCAGUGGUUUCGCGGGAGUUGUACAGCUUCGAUCAUUUAUUCUGUCGAGAUUGUACCAGGAUGAUCUUGUCGUCUUUGUUUUGCAAUGCGUCUUCGUCGCAAUCACCUUAGUCCAAUUCAUUCUGGAGAAUGUAGCAAAGCCAGGCACCUACUACAGCAGUUUGGACGAAGAUGCUGUGAGCCCGGAAGAAACUGCCAACAUCCUGUCGCGGUUGACAUUCCAGUGGAUGUGGCCCCUCAUGAAGCUCGGGGCCCAAAAGGAUCUUACAAUGGACGAUCUGUGGCACCUGAGGACCGUCGAUACCGCCGUCGUCACCGGUGGAAAGUUCCAGGCCAACUGGCAGAACGAGCUCUUGAGGAAAAAGCCAUCGCUGUUGCGCGCAAUCAUUGCGACAUAUGGCGCGUACUUUGGUUCCGCCGCUUUCUUCAAAGCUGGGCAGGACGCCCUCGCAUUCGUGCAGCCUAUCUUCCUCAAGAAAAUGAUGGAAUUCGCCGCAUCAUGGUCCGACAGGAAAACCAAAGACCAGAGCAUCGAACAAGGCUUCAUCAUCGCUGUGAUGAUGCUACUGACAGCGAUUACCCAAACGAUGGUCUUGCACCAGUAUUUCCAUAUCUGUCUAACCAGCAGCAUGCAGAUCCGUUCAGCCAUUGUCGCCGCAGUCUACCGCAAAUCCCUCUCCCUCUCCAACAUCAGCCGACAAGCCUCAACCGUCGGCGAAAUCGUCAACCUGCAGAGCGUAGACGCCGGCCGUAUCUCCGACCUCUGCUCUUACCUCCACAUUAGUUGGUCUGGCCCUUUCCAGAUCGCUCUCGCCAUCUAUUUCCUGCACCAAACCCUCGGCCCGUCCAUCUUUGCCGGCGUCGGGAUUAUGAUUCUCAUGAUCCCCGUCAACGCGUUGUUGGCUACCACCUCCCGCGAUUUGAAUAAAGUGCAGAUGAAGAAUAAGGAUACGAGGACGAAGCUGAUGGAUGAGCUGUUGAAUGGGAUUAAGGUUAUCAAGCUGUAUGCAUGGGAGAGGCCGUUUUUGAAGAAGGUGUUUGCGGCGAGGGAGGCGGAGUUGCAUACGUUGAGGAAGCUGGGAUACUUGUCGGCUGUGCAGAGUUUCACAUGGGCAUGCACACCCUUUCUGGUCUCCUUUGCCUCGUUCUCCGUCUACACCCUAGUAUCAGAAGAACCAUUGACCUCCUCAAAAGUCUUUGUCUGCAUCUCUCUCUUCAACCUGCUCCAGUUCCCCCUGAGCGUCUUCCCCAGCGUCAUCACAGCCAUGAUCGAAGCCUCCGUCUCCUUCAACCGCCUGUACAACUUCCUCCGCAACGAAGAACUCGACAAAAACGCCGUCAUCCGCGAACCCGCACACUUCCAACCCCUCACCCCCGACGCCCCGCGCAUCGACAUCCGCAACGGAACCUUCCGCUGGACCCAAGACGGCGCCAACACCCUCGACCACAUCAACAUGCAAGUCCGCGACGGCGAGCUGUUCGCCAUCGUCGGCAGCGUCGGCGCCGGCAAAUCAUCCAUCAUCUCCGCCCUCCUGGGGGAGAUGUACAAAUCGGCGGGUGAAGUGCAUCUCCGCGGCUCCGUGGCGUAUGUACCGCAGAACGCGUGGAUUAUGAAUGCGACGUUGAAGGAGAAUAUUCUUUUUGGAUUGCCGUACGAUGAGGAGUAUUAUAAGAAGGUGGUUGCGGCUUGUGGGUUGACGAGCGAUUUGGAGAUGUUGCCGGGCGGGGAUAGUGUGGAGAUUGGGGAGCGUGGGAUCAAUUUGUCAGGGGGGCAGAAGCAGCGGGUUUCUGUUGCCCGGGCGGUUUACUCUCGUGCUGAUGUGUAUUUGUUUGAUGACCCACUGUCGGCUGUGGACGCGCAUGUCGGACGACACAUCUUUGAGAAUGUGCUUGGACCCAAGGGUGUGCUGAAAAACAAAGCACGCGUGUUGGUGACGCAUGGCAUCCACUUUUUGCCCGAGACGGAUACUGUGAUGCUUGUGCAGGACGGCACGGUUGCCGAGAGUGGCAGUUACCAAUCGCUGAUGGACCAUGAAGGGUCCCUGUUCAACCUUAUCCGGGAUUUUGGGCAAGCCAAGCAUAACGGGUCUGACGAGGAGAACGACGACGUCGAAGCAGAAGGGUUAGCCCAACAAUCCGCAGGCCAAAGUCGCCGUCCCUCACACGCAUCGCUCAGCCGGCGCUCCUCAAAAGGCAGCAUCAAAGCCUCAGUAAGCGAAGCAGUCAACAAAGACGCCGUCGUAGCUAACAACGCCCUGAUCCUCAAAGAAGCCACCGCAGCCGGCUCCGUCUCCUGGGACGUCUACACCACCUACGCCAAAGCCUGCGGCAAACCCAUAGUAGUCAUCUACCUCAUCAUCGCCAUCGCCUCUCAAUGUCUCAGCGUGGCGCAGAAUGUCUACCUGGCCGACUGGGCGAACGAUAAUGAUCGCCAGACGCAUGGGGCGAAUGAGGGGGAUAGGAGAGCGAUAUUGAAGCGGUUGGCGAUUUAUGGAACGUUGGGUGUGAGUUACUCGGUUACGAUUAUUGGACAGGUGAUUUUUGCGUGGGUGGCUUGUGGGAUUCGGUCGGCGAGGAUUUUGCAUACGGAUAUGUUGGAGAGUGUUAUUCGCUUCCCGCAAUCGUUCUUCGACACGACGCCACUCGGACGAGUCAUCAACCGGUUUUCCAAAGACCAAUACACCGUCGACGAAGUGUUGCCUCGCACAUUCCAGGGCUACUUCAGGACUCUCUUCGCCGUACUCUCCGUCGUGGCCGUCAACGUCCUCGGCAGCCCCCUCUUCAUCAUCUUUGUCGUCCCCCUCGGAUUCCUCUACGCAUACUUCCAGCGCUUCUACCUCUCCACCUCCCGAGAGCUCAAACGUCUCGACUCGACCUCCCGUUCCCCAAUUUACGCUCACUUCUCGGAAACACUGGGCGGCGUCUCGACCAUCCGCGCGUAUCAGCAAGAAGGCCGCUUCAUCACCGUCAACGAGAACAAGAUCGACACCAACAUGCGCGCGUAUUACCCAAGUAUCUCGUCCAACCGGUGGCUGGCCGUGCGUCUGGAGCUGAUUGGGUCCCUGAUUGUGUUCGGAUCCGCGUUUUUCAGCGUCGCUACUAUCGCCAUCAAAGGCCAUAUCCCAGCUAGUAUCGUCGGGCUCAUGAUCACGUACUCGCUGAACGUCACGCAAUCCCUUAACUGGAUGGUCCGCCAGUCUUGCGAGAUUGAGACCAACAUUGUCGCCGUGGAGCGGAUCAAGGAAUACAUUGACCUCCCCCGGGAAGCGCCGUACGAGAUUCCGUCCGAGACCCCGCCCAGGGAGUGGCCGCAAGUGGGCCGCAUCGAUUUCAUCAACUACAGCACCCGCUACCGCACGGGUCUCGAGCUUGUCCUCAAGGACAUCUCCUUCUCCGUAAAAGGCCGCGAAAAGAUUGGGAUCGUCGGCCGAACAGGCGCCGGCAAAUCUUCGCUAACCCUCAGCCUCUUCCGCCUCAUCGAGCGCGUCUCGGGAAAAAUAGUCGUCGACGACGUCGACAUCGCCAACCUCGGCCUUUUCGACCUACGCUCCCGCCUCAGCAUCAUCCCGCAGGACCCUGUCCUGUUUUCGGGCACGAUACGGGACAACCUGGACCCGUUUGGGGUGUAUGAUGAUCAGGCGAUUUGGCGCGCGUUAGAGGAUUCGAGCUUGAAGGCGCAUGUGACGAGGAUGGAGAAGGGGUUGGCGAGUGUGGUGUUGCAGGGUGGGGAGAAUUUCUCGGUGGGGCAGAGACAGUUGAUCUGCUUGGCGAGAGCAUUGUUGCGGAAAACGAAUAUCUUGGUUCUGGAUGAGGCCACUGCUGCCGUUGAUGUCGAGACUGACACAAUCAUUCAAAAGACCAUACGCGAAGAAUUCAAAGACUGCACGAUCCUGACCAUCGCGCAUCGGAUCAACACCGUCAUGGACAGCGAUCGAAUCCUCCUCCUCGACCGCGGCCGCAUCGCAGAAUUUGACUCACCCGCCAACCUCCUGCGCGACAAGAAAUCUAUGUUUUACAGCCUUGCGAAGGAGGCGGGACAGGUUGCGUAG
Messenger RNA from Fimicolochytrium jonesii, 4263 nucleotides. Its product is annotated as P-loop containing nucleoside triphosphate hydrolase protein. NCBI's taxonomy places the organism in Eukaryota, Fungi, Chytridiomycota, Chytridiomycetes, Spizellomycetales, Powellomycetaceae. The record is from RefSeq and is a predicted model, not a curated record. The transcript has 9 exons. Gene Ontology annotation, molecular function: ATP hydrolysis activity; ATP binding; ABC-type transporter activity. Gene Ontology annotation, cellular component: membrane. Gene Ontology annotation, biological process: transmembrane transport. Bases 1 to 4263 code for a protein of 1420 amino acids.